Aspergillus ibericus CBS 121593 is the source of this 1221-nucleotide messenger RNA. RefSeq names its product phosphomannomutase SEC53 (gene sec53). Bases 143 to 952 code for a protein of 269 amino acids. Gene Ontology annotation, biological process: GDP-mannose biosynthetic process; protein N-linked glycosylation; mannose metabolic process. The record is from RefSeq and is a predicted model, not a curated record. Gene Ontology annotation, molecular function: phosphomannomutase activity. Lineage: Eukaryota; Fungi; Ascomycota; Eurotiomycetes; Eurotiales; Aspergillaceae. The transcript has 5 exons. Gene Ontology annotation, cellular component: cytosol.
CAGCUCACCGCAUGCGGUCGUGACACGUCCGCCCCUGAAAAGAUACAUACUUAGCCCGUUGCCCCUCAAUUGAUCUCGGCUUUGGCUUCAAAGUCUCUUUUUCCUGCCCUGUUCCUCGCCUCUCUCCAACUCGAUAUUCAUCAUGGCCACUGAAGCAGCAAGUGUGUAUCCUGCGCUGCAGGACCGCCCCUUGAAGGGCACAAUCGUUCUCUUUGAUGUUGACAAGACAUUAACGCCUGCCAGAGCAAAUGUCACUCCGGAGAUGCUUACCCUUCUCUCCCAGCUGCGUCACAAGUGCGCCAUUGGAUUUGUCGGUGGCUCGAAUCUUCCUAAGCAGCAAGAACAACUUGGCACACCCUCAACGAAUGUCACCUCUCUUUUCGAUUUCUGCUUUGCCGAGAAUGGUUUGAUUGCUUUCCGUUUGGGCAAGCCCCUUGUCAGCAACAGUUUCAUUCAAUGGCUGGGAGAAGAAAAGUACCAGAAGUUGGUCAACUUCUGCCUCAUAUACAUUGCGAAGCUGGAGCUUCCCAAGAAGCGCGGUACUUUCGUUGAGUUCCGCAAUGGCAUGAUCAACGUCAGCCCUAUCGGCAGAAAUGCCAGCACCGAAGAACGAAAGGAGUUUGAAGCAUAUGACAAGAUCCAUAACAUCCGCAGGGAUCUCGUGGAUGCGCUCAGGAAGGAAUUCCCUGACUAUGGUCUUAGUUAUUCGAUCGGCGGUGAAAUCUCGUUCGACGUUUUCCCGACUGGAUGGGACAAGACCUACUGCCUACAGCAUGUUGAGGCCGAGAAGGACAUCACAGGUAUCGAGUACAAGACGAUUCACUUCUUUGGAGACAAGACGUUUCCUGGAGGCAACGACUAUGAAAUCUACAGUGACCCCAGGACGAUCGGCCAUUCAGUGGAGGACCCCGAUGACACCAUGAGACAAUUGAGAGAGCUCUUCCAGCUAUAGAGGUGCAACUCAAAUGUAUUGUGCCAUAUUCGCGCCAGGGUAGGCUUGAGGAGCUAUAGCAGCUAGAUAUUAGCCAUCGGCCCAUGAGGACUGGCGUUAUUCCUAAGCAAGCAAACGCAUAUGGUUUUGCAUGUGGCUUCUGUCUCUGGUUAUGCUCGUAUAUUUCCUCUUGGACUUUUGCUCACCUGUCUAUCUAUCCCAUGUAAGAUCUUGGCCACGGGAUCACUAGAAAUUCUAUGUCUUAAAUGAAGAUUCCCAUUCGUUAAUCA